AUGCGUUCAAUGGCAGCCUGGCUAUUGAUGACCCUGCUGGCCAGCACAGCAGCAGCUGCCGAGCAGCUUUCCACGGAGCUGGACGACUAUGCCACAGCUGGCAGCGAGGAUAUAUACUUGCAGCCCAACAGCGGGCAGGCGGCGGAUGAGGAGGACGACGAAGAUGCGCAGUACCUGGAUGAGGAGGAGGAGGAGGAGGCGCCGGCACAAUCCCUUGGCAAUAACAUCGAUGCCAUCGGCCUGGAUGAGAACAGCUGCGAGUUCAGCUGCCCGCGCUAUUAUCGGCCCGUUUGCGUCAGUCGCAACGACGAGCUGAUCACCUAUGCCACGCCCUGCGAGUUCUUCAAUCAGCUGCGCUGCGCCAAUGUCGCGCGGCAACGGGGCAAGGAGACGCCCACCUUUCAGUUGUUGUACCACAAUGCCUGCAAACAGAAUACACGCUAA
This is a messenger RNA of Drosophila novamexicana, 444 nucleotides long. RefSeq lists its product as uncharacterized. Bases 1 to 444 code for a protein of 147 amino acids. Gene Ontology annotation, molecular function: protein binding. The transcript has 2 exons. Lineage: Eukaryota; Metazoa; Arthropoda; Insecta; Diptera; Drosophilidae. The record is from RefSeq and is a predicted model, not a curated record.